Protomyces lactucae-debilis is the source of this 2637-nucleotide messenger RNA. Its product is annotated as PXA domain-containing protein. Gene Ontology annotation, molecular function: phosphatidylinositol binding. NCBI's taxonomy places the organism in Eukaryota, Fungi, Ascomycota, Taphrinomycetes, Taphrinales, Protomycetaceae. The transcript is spliced from 2 exons. The record is from RefSeq and is a predicted model, not a curated record. Gene Ontology annotation, cellular component: intracellular membrane-bounded organelle. Bases 181 to 2445 code for a protein of 754 amino acids.
CACAUACCGCGCUUGCACUGAUUCCAAUCUGAAACGACGUAUUGACACAACAGCUCAGCUCUCUUCUGCGAUUGUAUCGGUCGAUACCACGCAUUCUAGCUUGUAUCGCUCUUAUCUUGUAAUCACCGCUGCAUCAUUGAACCAUGGAGACGCAAUCCGCGUGAUGCUUACUAGAGAAUCAUGAACUUUGUCAAUGAGGUACCAAACAGCAGCAUAGCACUCGCUAUAGGCGUCUGCGCUCUUCUAUAUCUCAUCUCGAGAACACUUUUCUGGUUCGUAGUCGGCGCUCUAACUGGCAGUGCCAUCAUCCUUCAGCUACAUCCGUUCUCCAGCAGCUUUCGACACGACAAACAUCCAAGCGUGAAAGACAGCGAGCCGCUCGAUAAGCUCGAAUGCAAAGAUCAACCGUAUGAACAGAUGUCAGUGGAGCUGCGCAGUGCACUGACCGAUGCGAUACGCCUAUUAAUCAAGAACUACGUUCAGUGGUGGUAUGCUCCACCGGCGUUUGAGUUUGACGAGGAAUUUCCUGCCAUCUGUGCAAGUAAGCUUGCAGAUAUUGCCAGCAACGUCCAUGCAUCCUUGUCAAAGAAAGAUUGCGUGUUUAUCUUUGACAUUGUCUUUGCCAAAGUGGUUGCAACGAUAGGCGCUUCUCUAUCUGACAUUCGACUGGCUCAGCUGGAGGCCAUUGAUCCGGGCGAUUUAAGUUUAUACGCAGAAGCUCAUCCAGAGUCCAUCACAGCACAGCUUCUUGACAAGGCCCAUCGACGCACCAUUUUGGAAGCAACAGCGAGCAGAUUUCUGAAGCGAUAUACGGAUCAGGAGGACUCGAAUUGUCUUCCAGCUUCUAUCUUUCUCCGCAAAGUCCUUGCCUUCCAAGUGUUGGCACCUAGCAUUGUUGCAAUCGCGGAUAAGGAUGCCAUCAAUCAGCUCAUCAUCAAUCACUUUUCUCCCACGUCUGGUCACGGGCACGCAUUACAGGAGACGAUUGCCAACGCAGCUGAGCAGCUUGGGUCGACACUCGAGCUGAAACCAGGCUUGAGUGAGGCGGUCAUUGACGAGACCAAGGAGCUAGAUCUCCCUCCAAUGACUCCCUCAAGUCCAAAACGAGGGCGAAGGCUGAGCUUCAAGGAGCGGUUGAGUGGUGUUGAAUCGCCUGAAGCUGUGCGUUCACUCUUGGAUGAUGCCGAGUCGAGGCACAAGCGAAAGACUUCGCUCCUUGCACGGACCAGCUCAUUUCUGAGCAAGUCGCGCUCACGGAGUGCCUCACCAGUCAAGUCACCCAAUUCCCGGCCGGCCCUUGGAUCUCGCUCGAAUACGCAGAUUGAUUUGUACCUGGCAGAAAUGGCGGUGUAUGAUGCUUCUGAGCAUGAUGGUGCGAUUGAUAUGAGCCGCAAAGUGCGCAUGGAUUUGCCACCACAACUGACGGUGAUGCUGUCGCCGACCAAAGCACCGGGCGAGGAGUCUGCCGCGAAGGGUAUUUGCAUUGUAAAGAGCGUACAGGAAUUGGAGAUGCUGGAUCAGCAUUUGAGGAGGAUUCCUGGGAAUGUUUCCCUGGAUGGGUUUCCAGCCUGGACGGAGAUGAGCUAUGGCGAGCUUGAACAGGCUUCCCUUCGCUAUCUAUCGAGCAUCGUGCAGACUGAGGCACUCGCGCGUUCAGAUGCCUUUGUGCGAUUCUGCCGACAAGAUCUUGACUUUGAAGCGCGCAUGAAGGCCUUGGGUGCGUCUAUUGAGCAGGUGAGUCCGCGGGAGGAGCUAGCAACAUUGGCAGAGACACCCACACGGCCUAACUCUCCCUCCAAGCCGCUGUCUCCGUUUCGCCGGAAUAGCACGUUUGCGUUUCCGCCUGUGGAGCGUCCGAGGUCGCAACGGAGCCAUAGUCGAGCCCAGUCGCGGUCUGUGUCGCCUGCAAAAGUGUCUGCCGAGUCACUCAUGUUGUCUGGUUCAAGAUCAUGGCGCGAUCGAUCGAGUGAGUUGGAUGUGCAAGGGUUGGUGGAUCAAUCCAUGGCACUGCUGGGGUCCUUCUUUGCGCUGUCAAACAAGACUUGGACGAUUCGGCGGCAGCUGCUCAAUUUGCUGCGAGGGCUGUUACUCAGUCCCAAUAGCAGUUAUGCACAAACAAUUGUCAAGCAGGUGGAGGGGAUCUUUGAUGCGUGGGUGGAUGGGCAUGCCCUGGCUCAACACGUUCGAUAUCUUUCUGAGCAGCUCUUUAGCGAUGCGCCGCCGUCGUUGAAGAUUGACAAGACGGAAUCGCAUGCUCGGGCUGAAGCGGCCAAGGUGCUCCUGUUGAGGCAAGGUGUGCCGCAAGCCAUCAAGUCGCUGAUGGGGGCCACGCCGACGAAUGAAGCGACGCUUGUGUUGUUUGAGGUGAUGCAGAAUCAGGAGUUGAUGGAGGGUCUGUUGUGCAUGACCUUGUGUGAUGCGUUGAAAGUUGUGAUGAAUGCUUGAUGCUAGAUGGUCUAUGGAUGUACAGUAGUCAUUCUAGAGUCUCACUAGUAGAGGGCUACUACCAAGCGCUUGAAUUCUGGUUAAGGUUUGACAGGUGCGAUGACGGCGAUGAGUGGAUGAGAGCUGCGCGCGGAUCUCGGCAGAAUCAGGGCAGGACAGCAGCCUGCACGACGACACAGCUAGAUUGAGCUA